Messenger RNA from Engraulis encrasicolus (European anchovy), 4827 nucleotides. RefSeq names its product striatin, calmodulin binding protein 3 (gene strn3). Gene Ontology annotation, cellular component: dendrite. The record is from RefSeq and is a predicted model, not a curated record. Gene Ontology annotation, molecular function: protein-containing complex binding; calmodulin binding; armadillo repeat domain binding. The transcript is spliced from 16 exons. Bases 462 to 2588 code for a protein of 708 amino acids. NCBI's taxonomy places the organism in Eukaryota, Metazoa, Chordata, Actinopteri, Clupeiformes, Engraulidae.
GGGGCCUCUUGUUGAGCUUCACAAUCACUUGCAUAGCAACUAUACAUAUUUGAGGGCCACAUUUUAUGUCACAAGUUUGUGCCCAAACCAUCUUUGGAUUGAGCGCAGUGCAACGCAACGCCACACGCAUGCUUGCCCCUCGCACAGCUGCUGUAUUUGGAUGACUGACUGAGCGAGGGCUGGGUGAAUACGUCCCAUCAUGCAGUGCGGGCCAAUUCUUCCUCACCCCCGCAGUGAGUAAGCCAGGAGGAGACUCUCAUCCAAGGAUCGCACUAAUGGCGGCCGGCAAAUCCGUGCGCUGACAUCAAAUCCAUAAUAGAGCGCCGCCUCUAUAAACACCCACUGAGACAUCUCAGUGUAGGGUUCUAGUAGUGUCGCUUAUCAAGGACCGUUUCAGUGGGACGCGAAGUACUGGGUGAAAUUGUCCAGUUACUUCAACUGAGACUUUCCAGUUUAGAAAAAUGGAUGAACACCCCGGCGGAGGAGGAGUAGGAAUGGCCGCCCCAAGACAGCAGCAAGCCCAGCAGCAGGGGAAUAACAACGUUAAUCCUCAACUCGGUGGAGGGGGUGGUGGUAUGAUGGUCCAGCAACAACAAGAUGAGAUGCCUCGGCCUCAGCAAUAUACAAUCCCCGGGAUUUUACAUUAUAUUCAACACGAAUGGGCCCGUUUCGAGAUGGAAAGGGCUCAUUGGGAAGUGGAGAGGGCCGAGCUUCAGGCUCGAAUAGCAUUCCUCCAAGGAGAAAGGAAGGGCCAGGAGAACCUGAAGAAUGACCUGGUCAGAAGAAUAAAGAUGUUAGAGUAUGCGCUAAAGCAGGAGAGAGCGAAGUACCAUAAAUUAAAAUACGGCACGGAACUCAAUCAAGGUGAAAUGAAGAUGCCCAGCUUUGAAUCAGAUACCAAAGACACAGAGGUCCCCGCUGUCCCUCAGAACAGCCAGUUGACGUGGAAACAAGGCAGACAGCUCCUCAGACAGUACCUCCAGGAGGUAGGCUACACGGACACGAUACUGGACGUGCGGACGCAGCGGGUGCGCUCCUUACUGGGCCUGUCGGGCUCGGAGCAGAACGGCUCCGUGGAGAGCAAGAACCUAGAGCAGAUCCUCAACGGAGGGGAGUCUCCCGCCAAGAGAAAGGGACAGGACAUGAAGAGGAAUCCUGGCGACGUUCUGGAAACGUUUAACUUCCUCGAGAACGCUGACGACAGCGAUGAGGACGAUGAUGAGGAAGGAGACAUGAUGGAGGACAUCUCGGACCGCGACAAGCACAGAAUAAAGAAACACAAAAUAAAGGUGGGUAAUGAGGGCCUAGCGUCCGAUCUGCCAGAUGACCCGGACACUGAGGAGGCGCUGAAGGAGUUUGACUUCCUGGUGAAUGCGGAGGACGGAGAGGGGGCCGGGGAGGCCCGCAGCUCAGGAGACGGCACAGAAUGGGCCGAGCCCUUGCCGUUCCCGUCCGGAGGGGGCAAGUCCUUCCUGCUGGGUGCGGAGGACGGCCUGGAGAGCAUGCUGGGCCUGGGGGACCUGGCAGACCUCACCGUGGCCAACGACGAGGCCGAAUACAGCUAUGAUCUCCCAACCAACAAGGACGCGUUCCGGAAGACGUGGAACCCCAAGUACACGUUGCGGAGCCACUUUGACGGGGUGCGGGCGCUGGCCUUCCACCCCGUGGAGCCCGUGCUGGUCACCGUCUCCGAAGACCACACGCUCAAGCUCUGGAACCUGCAGAAGACCGUCCCCGCCAAAAAAAGUGCCUCUCUGGAUGUGGAGCCCAUCUACACCUUCAGAGCCCAUGUUGGGCCUGUUCUGUCCUUGGCUGUGAGCUCCAGUGGAGAGCACUGUUUCAGCGGUGGCAUCGACUCCACCAUCCAGUGGUGGAACAUGCCCAGCUCCAACGUGGACCCCUAUGACACCUACGACCCCAGUGUCCUGGCGGGUUCUCUGCUGGGCCACACGGAUGCAGUGUGGGGCCUGGCCUACAGCGGCAUCAAGAACCGGCUGCUCUCCUGCUCGGCCGACGGAACCAUCCGGCUCUGGAACCCCACGGAGAAAGCCUCCUGCCUCACCACCUACAACGUAGAGAAAGAGCACGGUAUCCCCACGGCGGUGGACUUCACGGGCUGUGACCCGGCCCACAUUGUGGCCUCCUUCAACACGGGCAGCACGGUGGUGUACGACCUGGAGACCUCCCAGCCCAUCGUGGUCUUCCCCGCCCAGGGAGAGAGCACUCUACCUUGUGGUAACCACAUCAACAAGGUGGUGAGCCACCCCACGCUACCCAUCACAGUCACAGCACACGAGGACAGACACAUCAAGUUCUUCGACAACAAGUCGGGGAAACUCAUCCACGCCAUGGUGGCCCACUUAGAUGCAGUCACCUGCCUGGCUGUGGAUCCCAACGGCAUCUACCUGAUGUCAGGAAGUCAUGACAGCUCGGUGCGGCUGUGGAACCUGGACAGUAAGACGUGCGUGCAGGAGAUCACUGCACACCGGAAGAAGUCCGACGAGAGCAUCUACGAUGUGGCCUUCCACCCGUCCAAGGCCUUCAUCGCCAGUGCCGGGGCAGACGCACUCGCCAAAGUAUUCGUCUAGAGCCCCCCCUCCCCCUCUCCACCUGGGCCUGCCUGAGAGAGACCUGAAGCGCAUAUACACUGACACACACACACACACACACAGACACACAGACACACAGACACACACAAAUGCACAUGCGCACACAUUUAACACAGAGAGACUGAGGUGAGAAACAAGUGACUGCUUCACUGCCUUGUGUUAAACGGUAGCAUCCCCUGACCUGAACUACACUACAAAAAAACAAAGGCUCCUGCUCCCGCUCCUGCAGCCUGCCCUGGCAGAGGUGACACUCGCAAAGGACCGUCAGGAGCGAGCCUCUCAAGCAGGAAGUGUGUGUGUGGGGGGGGGGGGGUCCAUGACGACCCCCCCUCACCCUUAUCAAUCCACCCACCACCCUCCCCUGCACCUACUUCUCCUCUUCUCCAGUUUGGUCGGAUUAAAACACACAAACGAACAUCCUCCCAGAACUGGCAAGGGAAAAAUCACUGACAAACGAAAAAUAACAACAAAAAAAGUAUUGUUUUAAAACUGUAAUUUACUGUAAGUUGCAGAUGGGAAGGGUUGGUUAAAAAAAGACAAAUAUUACAAACUUCCGCUUAUGUAGCCUUUUUCGAGUUUUUGUGGAAGCCGGGCUCGUGCUCAGCCUGAGCUGAAGUCAGUUUCUGUUAGAGGCGCAACAACCGUGAAGUGGUUCUUGAAAUCAUGUGCAUCGAGUAGGUCAUUUUUUUGGACCUUAGAAACUCCCAUCUGACCCCCCCUCUACUUUCCCCCAUACUGGGUGUUCAGUUUUCUCUCCCAGUCUCUUCCUUGACCCCACCUCCUCCUCCUCCUCCUCCUCCUCCUCCUCCUCCACCUCCACCCCCUCUUCUUGCGACUGUCGUAGCAUAGAAAGUGAGGGGGAGGGAGAGAAAAACCAAGAGAGUAGAUCCCUAAAACCUCCUCCGUUCAAUCAGCCAGUACCUUAGCUAUUAGUUUCAUGACAUUUUGUGUAAAGAAAAAAAGAAAUGAUAAAGUAUAUAUAAAUAUAUAUAUAUAUAGUUUUUAUAAUCCUUUUUCUAUAAUAAUAAAGACUGCCAUAUCAGCACUGAACAUUUUCAGUUUUUAAAACAAUUGGGCAGAAAGGAGCAUUUUGACCAUUUAUCCUUCCCCCAUCCCCAUCCCUAGGCCAUCUUCCAGCUUCUGCUGUCCCUUUCUCCCCCACCCCCACCCCCUACUAGUGAGGGGAGGAUGGGAUGGGUCCCUGGCUGACUUUGGAGUGGAUGUGGGCUGAGCCUCCAUGACUCUCCAUCUCCUUCACUGUCGGGACUGUGUCCCCUGAUACAUAUUUUUGUGUCCAGCCCCUACUGUAACCCCCUCAUCUCAUCCUUAGCAUCCCCCUCCCCACCCCACCCCCCAACUGCAGGGCAAGAGAUGCACCCACAAACUCCUGGCCUCUGGAAGAGCUCUUAAAAAGACAUAAAAUUACAAAAAAAAAAACUUUAAAAAAAGAUUAUAAAAGUUAACUGCAGCAUCCUAUCACUAUGUGAUAUUUUUGUACACCUUCUGUAUUAGAGUUAAUUUAUCACAGGGUUAGGCAUCUUUGAGGUAAAAGGCGAAGAAGCAGAAGAAGAAAAAGAAAAACGCUAUCCGUGUAUUUAUUUCACAGUUGGGUUAGUCUUAUUCUGUAUUUCAAGGAAGAGCGCCCUCUAAAGGAUGAUCCUUGACAUGGCGCCUCCUCACAGAACAGCAGGAACAGCGGCUGUUCACUAGAAGACGACGACACAGAAAAACCUCAUGUUACUACAAAUCAGUGCUUUGAAGCAGACGGAGGAACUUUUUAUUUUUUGGGAUAUUUUCAGUUUUUGUUUUUCCUUCAUUUAUUUUGUUUUUCUUUUAAAUUGAAGGGAUUUGGUGUGGCAAACAUUAAAGAUGAAUCAAGGUUCAAAAGCAUCUUUUUGUUUGAUUACACUUUUCCCUACUUUUAUCAUGUACAACCAUUUUAUUUUGAAACAUGCUACAAUUUAUGGUGUAACUAAAAGAUUUUUUUUUGUUUGUGUAAUGCAUGAUUAAUACAAUAAAGUAUUUUUUCUAGUCUUCCAAAAGGAAAAAAAAAGUUCUGAUCAGUUUGCGAGUUUUGAUGAGUUUUGUAAGGUUUUUGAUUUACAAACUAUGAAUCAGCAGAUUUUAAAGAUUGUACCACAUAGCAAAAUACCGCUGUUGAAAAGUAAUGUAUAUAAAAUGUCUAUAAUAAAUAUUAAAUGGUGUACCUGUACAUACA